AUGUGUGAGAGGAGACAUGUUUUGGUUUUCGUUCUGGUGUCGGCGGCGUCUUUCGUCAGCGACUGCACGGCGAAGUUUGCACCGGACUACAUACAUCCAUGCAACAACACAGAGCCAGCAUGCCUAAUAAAAGCUACUCAGGAUGCAAUACCACAGUUCACCAAGGGUCUACCAGACUUAGGAGUGCCGCCACUGGAUCCCUUCGUCAUCGAUGAGCUGCCCAUACAACUGCCCGGCAUCAAGGUCACGUUUUACAACGGAAAAGCUACUGGAUUGAGAAAAUGCCAAGUUUUGAAUGUUGAGGCCUACUUAGAGAAGAAUAUAUUCAAUUUGGAUGUACGAUGCAAUAUAACUAUCAAGGGCAAAUACACAGCAGUAGGGAGGCUACUGCUGUUCCCGAUCAACGGUGAAGGUGACUCUAAAAUCAAAAUAGUGAACUCAAUCAUCAAACUGAACAUCAACACGAGGUACUUCAAGGACGCUGACGGUCGUGAUCACUUCGGGAUCAAGAACUAUAAGUACACGUUCGAUUACGGCGAGAGAAUCAUUUAUACGAUCAACAACCUCUUCAAAGGCAACCCUGAAUUAAGUAACACAGUAUUACAGUUCCUGAAUGAAAAUUGGCGAAUAGUCACAGAAGAAUUCGGGCAACCAGUCGUCGACUAUGCUUUGAAUGUUACCGUCACUACAGCCAAAAAAUUCUUUGACGCCGUACCGUAUGACGAAUUGCUAUAUGUGCCUAUACCUAAGUAUUAA
Messenger RNA from Spodoptera littoralis (African cotton leafworm), 756 nucleotides. NCBI's taxonomy places the organism in Eukaryota, Metazoa, Arthropoda, Insecta, Lepidoptera, Noctuidae. The record is from the annotation of a GenBank genome assembly.